AUGUCCCUCAAAGCCGCCAACACAAAAUACCUCCAAUAUCUCGUGGCGUAUCCGCUCUUGACCAAAUCUGUGACCGCGGGGGUUCUUGCAGGGUUAAAUGAGACAAUUUCCACCGGGCUUUCAGGAGAGUACCGUGAAACCACCAUCGCUGGACGCAAGGUGAAACAUGUUUUCAGUCCGAAAAUCUUGACUAUGAUAGUCUAUGGCGCUUUAAUCGUCACCCCGAUCUCGCACAACAUGUACGCGGUCUUGAAUCAAGUUUUCAAGGGCCCCAACUUGUCGAAGAAAAUGAAGAUUCUUCAGAUUUUGACGUCGUUGUCCACUAUUACGCCCACAUUGGCGGCUAUAUUUACUGCGUGGGUGUCAAUUAUCAACGUUUAUCGGCCACCAAAAGACUUAGCCAUCGAUCCAGUGACCGAGCUCAAGAAGAUCGCAACCAUUGUGAAGGGAGGUUUGAAGAACGGAUACAAACGGGUCCUCAAGACGUCGUUGGUCACGUCGGGUAUUCUGUUGGUGAUUGCACAAUCGUUUAUUCCUCCUCAAUUGUGGGUGGUAUUCUUCAACUUGGUAUACUUUUUUAUGGGAACGUACCAGAACACCAAAUUGAAGUUACAGACCAGAAAUUUGAAGGAAAAGAAGGACGAGUAG
This is a messenger RNA of Meyerozyma guilliermondii ATCC 6260, 648 nucleotides long. RefSeq lists its product as uncharacterized. The record is from RefSeq and is a predicted model, not a curated record. The transcript has a single exon. Lineage: Eukaryota; Fungi; Ascomycota; Pichiomycetes; Serinales; Debaryomycetaceae. Gene Ontology annotation, cellular component: cytoplasm; membrane. Bases 1 to 648 code for a protein of 215 amino acids.